Macrosiphum euphorbiae (potato aphid) is the source of this 1242-nucleotide messenger RNA. Lineage: Eukaryota; Metazoa; Arthropoda; Insecta; Hemiptera; Aphididae. The record is from the annotation of a GenBank genome assembly.
AUGGGUGGGGCUGGAGACACUUCUUCCCAGCUCCACAGACCGGAAUCGUUUAUUUGCGGCCGGAAUUCUUUCGUAGGAAUUCCGAAACCUAUCAUAGGAAAUCAUAGGAAUGACGUUCUAAUUAUAGGAAUAAAAAAAAUUCAUGGAAACCAGUUAUUAGCCAUGGGUGGGGCUGGAGACACGUGUUCCCAGCUGCACCCACUUGAAUCGUUUAUUUGCGGCUGGAUUUCUUUCGUAGGAAUUCCGAAGACCAUCAUAGGAAUUCAUAGGAAUGACGUACUUAUUAUAGCAAUAAAAAAAAUUCAGGGAAACCAAUUAUUAGUCAUGGGUUGGGCUGGAGACACGUGUUCCCAGCUUAACCCACGAGAAUCGUUUAUUUGCGGCUUCAAUUCUUUCGUAUUAAUUCCGAAACGUAUCAUAGGAAUUCAUAUGAAUGACGUACUAAUUAAAGGAAUAAAAAAAAUUCAGGAAAACCAAUUAUUAGAAAUGGGUGAGGCUGGAGACACUUCUUCCCAGCUCCACAGACCGGAAUCGUUUAUUUGCGGCCUUAAUUCUUUCGUAGGAAUUCCAAAACCUAUCAUAGGAACUCAUAGGAAUGACGUACUUAUUAUAGGAAUAAAAAAAAUUCAGGGAAACCAAUUAUUAGUCAUGGGUGGGGCUGGAGACACGUGUUCCCAGCUUAACCCACGAGAAUCGUUUAUUUGCGGCCUCAAUUCUUUCGUAUUAAUUCCGAAACGUAUCAUAGGAAUUCAUAGGAAUGACGUACUAAUUAAAGGAAUAAAAAAAAUUCAGGAAAACCAAUUAUUAGCCAUGGGUGGGGCUGGAGACACGUGUUCCCAACCCCACCCACGAGAAUCGUUUAUUUGCGGCUUCAAUUUUUUCGUAUUAAUUCCGAAACGUAUCAUAGGAAUUCAUAUGAAUGACUUACUAAUUAAAGGAAUAAAAAAAAUUCAGGAAAACCAAUUAUUAGAAAUGGGUGGGGCUGGAGACACUUCUUCCCAGCUCCACAGACCGGAAUCGUUUAUUUGCGGCCGGAAUUCUUUCGUAGGAAUUCCAAAACCUAUCAUAGGAAAUCAUAGGAAUGACGUUCUCAUUAUAGGAAUAAAAAAAAUUCAGGGAAACCAAAUAAUUGGCCAUGGGUGGGGCUGGAGACACGUGUUCCCAGCCGCACCCACGGGAAUCGUUUAUUUGCUUGCGGAAUUCUUUCGUAGGAAUUCUGAAACCUAUCAUAGGAACUCAUAG